This is a messenger RNA of Anopheles nili, 807 nucleotides long. RefSeq names its product gremlin-1-like. NCBI's taxonomy places the organism in Eukaryota, Metazoa, Arthropoda, Insecta, Diptera, Culicidae. The transcript has a single exon. Gene Ontology annotation, biological process: animal organ morphogenesis. The record is from RefSeq and is a predicted model, not a curated record. The coding region runs from base 1 to 807 and encodes 268 amino acids. Gene Ontology annotation, molecular function: BMP binding; receptor ligand activity.
AUGAAUCUAACGAUGAAACUACUGGCGCUGCUGGCCCUUCUGCUGGUGCACUCAUCCGGCCACCGGAUACAGCUGUCCGACUCGAUCCUGGACAUCAUCAACACCCGCCACGUGGAGCAGAUCCUGGCCGAACGUCGUGCAAACGCGUCACGCGAACACGAACGCCGCUACCUUGCGCAGAACGAUCUGGACGAGGACGUGACAGAAGACGGCAGUGAGCUCUACCAAACCCCGGAGGUAGCGCUCGAUUUCGACUUCCACGGACGUCGCCAGGGACACCGCCAUCAACCGACACCAACGUACAACGGUUCCGGCGGUGGAACUGGAGCCGGAACCGGAUCCGGUGAUCUGCUCGCCGAUCUGCACGCGUACCGAGGCGACAAGCUGCUGAAAUCGAGCAAAAACGCACUGCUGGUGACGCGCAAGGAGUAUCUAAAGAAGGACUGGUGCAAAACGGAACCACUGGUACAGCGGAUCCGCGAGGAAGGCUGCAUGAGCCGGACGAUCAUGAACCGCUUCUGUUACGGCCAGUGCAACUCCUUCUACAUCCCGAAGUCACCCAAACGCAGGCGACAUGCCGCCAAGCCGACCGUCGCCAGUUACUCCGCUGGUCGGCGGGAGCUGGAUGGUGAUUUCGAGGACGAAGACCUCACAGGACCCGCGUUCCGUUCGUGUGCGUUCUGCAAACCGAAGAAGUUCACCUGGGUGACUGUUACGCUGCGUUGUCCGUCGCUUGUGCCGCAGCUUCGACGGAAGCGCAUUCAGCGCAUCAAACAGUGCAAGUGCAUCGCUGAACCGCUGCACUAA